Molecule: messenger RNA, 1333 nt
Organism: Ornithodoros turicata
Lineage: Eukaryota; Metazoa; Arthropoda; Arachnida; Ixodida; Argasidae
Product: protein AMN1 homolog
Exons: 8
Coding region: 365-1108 (247 amino acids)
Cellular component (GO): cytoplasm
Molecular function (GO): protein binding
Source: RefSeq, a predicted model, not a curated record
UUUUCUUGCCGAGUCCGACCCCCCUGGUCGGUACUCAUGUCAAAUAUAUGUCAAUGCACUAGCCCACUGUUCCGCCAUACUUGUUUUCGGGGGUACGUUGCCUAGCAACGCUGGGAACGCCAGCAGGUGCUAGGUGCUGGGGUUAGGACGCAUGCUACAACGGGUGGAAAGAGUUGACAAGUUUUCAACGUCAUAUUUUUGAAAGCUUCGUAAAAGCAAGUUUCUACUGCAUGGAACGCGCUAACGUGUUUAUGCCGUUAUCCGUUACGCAUAGGAGGCAUAGGCGUGGGCAGGCUUGAUGAAGAAUUGAAGCUCUCUCAGUGCAAAACCCGCGAAACACCUGGUUUUUUGGAGAAACAGGUCAAUGAACCAAUCGCUUCAAGAACGGUGCCUCAGAGUUUUGACAGAAUGCCUCGCAAGUGGAUACCAGCUCAACAUUGAAUCCCUGCCACGAUCAGUUAUGGACAAGUUUUAUGUAACGCUUAGAUACUCCAGGCUGAUAAACGACAGCAAUAUUCACCUGGUACUACAUCCAGGCUCAACAGAAGCCAACCUGGCCAGCAGCGAUGUUGGCAAAGGUGGCAUUGUACAUCUUCAGCGCUGCAAGGCUCUGCGCAGACUCAACCUUUCGGCGAAUCUCAGGGACAGGAAUGUUAGUGAGCAGUGCCUUGUAGACCUAAUGUCUCAUCUGCGCUCCUUGGAAGAAGUUCGCCUGCAAGGUCUCGCCGAAGUGACUUCCGCUGUCGUCCACCGUCUCAUCCAGAACAAUCCUCACCUCACCAUCCUGGACUUCCGCGGCUGCUCCGCCGUGGACGACGCCACGUUGGUCAUGUUGGGAUCAUGUUGCAAGCACAUCAAAGCGCUCAACAUGUCUUACACUAAUAUUACAGACGCUGGCAUACUGGCGUUAGUGUCCGGAGGUUGCGGACCAGUCCUGGAGGAGCUUCUGAUAAAUGGCUGCAGAAGCCUCACAAACUACGCCAUCGAGAAGGUGGUCGACUACUGUCCAAACCUUCGCAUCCUGUCCUUCCACAAGUGUCCACUCAUCACAGACAUAUCCAUCGGCCGUAUGGAACAGCCAAAGCAAAUAUCGUGGAGCAUUUUCUAGAAGAGCCUUCUAGAAAUUUCUGUCUACAGGGUUGUGCUGGUUCACAGUUUCUGAAGAGCCAAAGCUGUACAGGCGGCAUUUACCGAAUCCAUUUUCUUCAUCAGAGUUGUCACCAAAGGAAUGUGUCCGAGGUGCAUGCUCCAAUUGUGCUGUGGACGCAUGACUCUAAUGUAUGUGUUGUUUCAAAUUAACUUAUUCUGAGCAAUAAAGUUUUGUUGAUUUAAA